Molecule: messenger RNA, 6807 nt
Organism: Puntigrus tetrazona (Sumatra barb)
Lineage: Eukaryota; Metazoa; Chordata; Actinopteri; Cypriniformes; Cyprinidae
Gene: coro2ab
Product: coronin 2Ab
Exons: 10
Coding region: 2239-3606 (455 amino acids)
Biological process (GO): actin filament organization
Molecular function (GO): actin filament binding
Source: RefSeq, a predicted model, not a curated record
CACACACACAGUGUUGUUGUUGCUGCAGGGGUCGGUCGGGGAGGUGAUGUCGGGCUCCUCGUGACUGAAGGUAAGACUGACUCACACAAACACACUCAGAAAGCAGAAGGACGUGGCUGGUGUAGAAACAGCUCCUGUGAUCUUCACGUGACGCUCGGGAUGUUCCUCUCGAGUGCUUUAGGGUUAAAGGGAAGCUUUACUCUGUUUGAGAAGUAAACCUCUAACAGUUUCCUCUACUCUCUUCAGCAGAUUGAGUAAAUUACUCUCAAACUGGUCUUGCGUUCUAAUUUCAAGGAACAUUUCACCCCAAAAUGAUCAUUCUGUCAUCAUCUGAGCGAUUCUUUUAUUGCAGAUAUAUUUGGCAUUUCAGACAGUUAAGAAAAACAAGUUCACUAACAGACGUUCUUUCCAGUAUAUUAUUGAAAACCUAUUUUAAUAAUUGAAUGCAUGCCAAACACAAGUUACUUCCUAUUUUCACUCAUAAUAAAAAACGUUUGUCAGCCCUGUUACAGACAAAUUAGGCAGCAUGCAGCAAUAAUAAUAAAUCAUAACAGGAAAGUCCUUCUUGUUUCAUUAGACAAACAGUCCUUUAUAACACUUGAAACUGAGAUAAUAUUUCACCUGUGCAUGCUUUAAAUAAGAAAAGCCCCUCAGAACCAUCCACAUGGAACACAUAUCCUCUAAAAAAAAAUUUUUGUCAAAAUAUUUCCUAAACAGAGUUGAAGUAAGAGAAUUAUUGAGAUUCUCCUCUGUUAUCAGCACUGGUAGUCUGGUGGUAACAGGGUCAGACUAAAGAACAUGGCACUGAUGGCAUCAUGGGUAAAAUACUACAAAUACAGUGCCUCAUCAGUCAUAAAUCCUGCUUUAUUUGUCGUAUCGUGAUAACAUUUUUGACAUUUUAUAAAAUAACUGUUGGUGUAAGAACUUUUUAUUUUAGAAUAUUUUCUCAGAGAGAGCACGCACUUUUCAUUGAUUCAGAUCUGUGAGGGACAGUGACAUCACUUCCUGUAUAUUAGAUGUGAGAUACAUUUUUAGGCAAAGAAUGCUGCGAUAAAAGAGUUGAUACAAGAUUUAUGGACACCAUUUUUAUAAGAAAAAGGUUAUUUUUAAACUAUUUAAAGCUUUUAGGAAUAAAAUGCAUGAAAUACUGCUAAAAGUACAAAUAAAAAAAUAUUGUAAAAAUACAAUAAAUUAUUUUGAUUGAAAAUACACCAGUUAGGACAGCAAAAAUUAUGAUUUUUAUUAUUGUAAUUCACUACAGGUAACAAAUGAUUAAAAUAAUUAAAAAUACAGCCAUUAACUGAAAAAAUGGACUGAAUGUAUCUGUCAUUUGUAGAAUUACCUGUUUACUCUUCGUCAUUUUAUUCAAACCAACGCAGGAUGUCAUUUUAUUACAUUUUAUUAAAUGGAGAUUAUAAGACUUGAUAUUAGUUAGACAUCAACUCUUCAAAUUAGUAAAUUCUAAGUUUCUAUAAUAUAAUACCUUUCUUAUUCAGAACACAAAAGAAAUUUGGUGAACUUUCCCUUUAAGGAAAUCUCUUCCAGGAACCACAUUUUCUAACUCCAGCAUCAACCAAUAAGAUUCUUUAUUAUCCUCUAUUACUCACAGCCAGUAUUUCCACAUCAAUAACCUUAGUGCACUAUUUCAGUGCAAGAAAUGUCUCAAGAAAAAUCAUCAUUCAUAAUGCACAGUGUUUUCUUUCUGUAGAUUAUUAUGAAUGUGAUGUUUAUCAUUUGAAUGGUGUGAGAAUAAUGAAAAUGUAAUGAGAAUAUAAAUAACCCUGGUGACUAAUGAGAUCUGAAAGCUAUAAAUGAAUGAAACAUUUUGAGUCUGCAUCUACAACUAAAAGUAUUAUAAGGUUCACUGAAGGGUGCUGGGGUUCAGCGCUGAUGGAGAAAGUUGUGUGAGCGUGAGAAACAGCGUUCAGGUUAAAUGUCUGAAACUCCAUCUCCUUCAGCAUUAAACAUUAAUCACUCAAAUUUGUAGGAUCUUUAAUGAUUCAUGUGCUGGAAAAUCCUUAACAUGACGUCCAUCUUCAGGAAACUCCUUAGUAUUUAGACAUGAAGCACAUGAACAAACAACACCACUGAGACACACACACACACACACACACACACACAUUAAGAAUAUUUCAAUACAACACCACUUCCUCAAACACACACAUCCUUUCAGCCAUUGUGGACUGAUAGCUAUGUCAUCUUUGUGUGUGCGUGCGUGUGUGUGUGUGUGUGUGUCAGAUGUCUCGGCGUUGCUCCCGUGUGAUGUAUCAUGAUGUGAUUGGAAAGGCGGCAGUGAAGGGGCGGUGCUACCACGGCCUGUCAAUCACAAGGAGUGUCCAGGACAACCAGUUCUGUGCUGUUAAUCCACGCUUCAUUGCUGUGGUGACCGAGUGCACAGGAGGCGGAGCCUUCAUUGUCAUUUCCGUCCGUCAUACAGGUCGUGUGAAUCCUCUGCAGCCGAGGGUCUGUGGUCACAGCGCUCCGGUGCUGGACGUUAAGUGGGACCCGUUUAAUGACCUGCGCAUCGCAUCCUGUUCAGAGGACUGUACGGUGAAGGUGUGGGACAUUCCUCCAAACGGACUGAAGGAUGAUCUGAUGGUGCCCAGUAAAGAUCUGAGCGCUCACAGCCGAAGAGUGUCAAUCAUCGAGUGGCAUCCAACCGCCAGAGACCUGCUGCUGAGCUCCGCCUACGACUGCAGCGUGCUGGUAUGGCGUCUGGACUCUGAGGUGCCGGUGUGUGUGAUAAACUCACACUCUGAGUUGGUGCUGUGUUUGAGUUUUAAUGCAGAUGGAAGUCUGUUGGCCACGGCCUGCAGAGAUAAUAAAAUCCGAAUCAUCGAGCCACGCACUGGACGAGUCCUGCAGGAGGCUCUCUGUCGCUCUCAUAAAGUGUCCAGGAUCCUGUUCCUGUGGGAUCUGAAGAUGUUGCUGUCCACAGGAAGCUCCUGCUGGAACCAGAGACAGUUUGUCCUGUGGGAUGUGGAGGAUCUGUCUGAGCCGUUACUGGAGGAGGAUCUGGACGGAGGUUUUGGAGUCAUUUUCCCGUUUUAUGAUGCAGACACACACAUGCUGUAUCUGGCUGGGAAGGGCGAUGGCAACAUUCGCUAUUACACGGUCAGUGCGGUGAAACCCUACGUUCACUUCCUGUCUGAACAGCGCUCGCCGUGUCCUCAGAGAGGCUUGGGUGUGAUGCCCAAGCGUGGCCUGAACACCAGCGCCUGCGAGAUCUUCAGAUUCUACCGUCUGGUGACCGUCAGGGACCUGCUGGAACCGCUGAGCUUCUGUGUGCCCCGGUCUGAGGGUUUUCAUGAGGAUAUUUAUCCCAUGACCGCAGCCAAUGAGCCCGCCAUGACCGCAGACGAGUGGCUGAUGGGACACAAUAAAGGACCUCUGCUGAUGUCUCUGAGACCCACAGACGAGGCUCUCGACCCCUGCCCGAGUGAACCAGAGACGCCAGCCAAUCAGGACGCAGAACAUCAGAACCCUGACAUCAUCGCUGACCUGCAGGACUGGACGGAGGACGACACGCAGAGCCACGACUGGACCUCGUCCCGCUUCAGUCUGAGCCACAGCGGGGGUCAGGGGUCAGAGGUCAUGAUGCUGUGAUGAUGUUUCUCAGCAGCAGACGUCACCAUAAGCGGUGUUUGCAUUAUGCACACUUUGAAGUAUCGCAUCAGAAAACGGUGAUUGGGACGCACAAAAAAAAAGACGUGAUUAACCAGCUGACCGAUAUCAUUCCAGCAUCUGUUUCUGUAUAAAAGUCUUACUCAACACCAAAAACAUGAAGCCGCACAUCGUUACACGAUAUCUUGUGUUUAUUAAUCAAAGAUCUUGCAUUUCUCCUCACAGAUUAGGCUUUAUAUUAAGAAACAUGCAUUGUGCACAGGUAGUACUCCAAAUCUGAAUUAUCAGUACAUCUUGCAUUUAUGCCAGUAAAUAUGUUAGAUUUGAGCUUUACUUCGUAUGAGAUAAAUGCAUUUUUAAUAUAUAUAUUGGAGUGUGUGAGUGUGUGUGUGUGUGUGUGUGUGUGUGUGUGUGUGUGUGAGCUCUAACUCUAAUGAGAGCAGUGAAGUCCACACCACAGUUAUGAUGAUAUUGAGACAGGGGAACAAUAUCUUAGAAAUCUCUUGAGAACAAUACAAUUAAUACAUCACAGAGAGAUAAAGGAGGAAAAAAGUCUCAAACAGUGGAAUAAAAUAUUUUACUUUCACUUUCAGGAUUGUCACCCUUCAAAUGCCAGUUUAAAGAAGUCCACUGUUUAAUUAAAAAAAUCAUAAUAAUAAAAUGUAAAAAAUUCUAUAAAAUAAAACAUAACUUUUAUUUAAAAACAUAUAUCAUUUAAUUUUUGUAGGUUUUCCUUGUGUCAAAGAAUAAAUGAAGAAAGCAUGAUUUGAUGCUGAAACGGCUCUGGGAUUAUUAGAAAUAUUAAAUAUUGCUGUUUUAAUGUAUCCUGAGUGUCUGUUUUGUUUUGUACUAUUUGUAAAAUAGAUUUAUCAAAAAAGAGGAAAUGAGGUUGUAAUAUUCAAAUGACAAAAAUGCACAUUUUUGGGGAAAGAUUAUGGCGUUUGCAUUAAACAAAAAACAGAAACAGGCAAGCAGCCUUGAUAUUUGAAAAAGUUUAUUAAAAGCGUCCCGUCCUGUAAGGAAACAGUCCUGAUUACAGUACAGACAUCUACCUCCGGGUCUGAACACACCAGCUCGUCACUGAUUGGUCGAUUGUGUGUCGCAGGAUUUGAUUGGCUGCUUUCUACAGCUUCUGAUUGAUUGUAAACUCGCAGAGAUUGGCGUCUCACAGUGUCACAUCCAAAGAAUAGAAUUGCAAUAGAAUUUCUCCGGACAUGCUACCGUUCUGUCUAGCGAUGCAUAAGGUCUUAGUUGUGUGGAAGACUAGCGGAGGACAGCUGCAGUGCAUUCUGGGUAGUGUCUUUGAUAUGACUUCUCCUGCUGUUUGGUUUAAAGGUGGCAGUGCCAAUCUAGGCUUGACCUUUGACCCUGAUACCCUGAGGAGGACUGUAAACUCUUCAUCAUCUUCUUCAUCAUCAGCAAGUGUUUAGAGGUACGGCUCAUCUCAGAUUAAAGGGUUUCCCAUGAGCCUUUGCAGCGUCAGAGAGUUUCUGAGGAAAUCUGUACUGUUCUGGGAACUUCCUGUUGCUUUUUAAAGCAUCUUAGUGGUUUGUCACAGUUUCAGACGGUGUGUGUGUGUGUGUGUGUGUGUGUGUUUCUCUCGUUAGCGUUCAGUGCAUUUACUUCUCACAGCUGCCCACAGUUUCUUUCCUGUGGUGACGUAUUUCCUAUCGAAACAGGAAGUUGGAACGCAUCAAAGCGCUCGUCCUGCUGAAGGUCAUGUGACUUUUACAUACAGGAUGUAGUCUGGCCUUGCUAACAGCUAGCAUGUGUUCAUUCACGUGUGCAGAGAAAACCACUUUCACCCCAAAAUCAGAAGACGAGAGAAAUCAAUCAGAUUGGGCGUGAAGAAAAACAUCUACAACUCUAAUCAGCCACACUACUGUAUAAAUACUACAAAAAUAAAAAUACAAAACAGUAUAAAAAAAUACUACUGUGGCAUAUCACUGUGUUUGUCAUGCUACGGUGAGGUGGAUAUGGACUAGAUGUGUUUUAGGACGGUAACAGAUCCACAAUGCAAAACAUAACAAAACAUUAAUAUUGUUUUUUAUGGAAAAUAUAACGUCUGUGUUUCUUGUGAUUGUGGGGUGGAAUAUGAAUAUACUUGGUCAUAAGUUUACACGCCCUGCACUGACUCUGAGAGAUCAUAGAAACGUCAUGUAUUUAGUGCUGCCCUGAAAAAUCAGCUUUUUAUACAGAACACUCUGCUGAAAAACACACUACACACCAUCACAAAAAGUGUAAUGUUUUACUGCUUCUGUGGGACUUUUACUGGAACCGGCUGGAUGGUACCUGGGACCUGCUCUGGGUUUAAUGGCUAGUCGAUGGUUUCUAAUGUUUGUUAUUUGUAGUGUAAUGGUAAUACACUUUUUUCUUAAAUGACAAUACAGCUGACACAUAUUACCCUGUUUGUGAGUUUAUAUAUAUAUAUAUGUUCAGAGAUAGCUUCUGUCUGCAGCUUUGUGCUUCAGUCCCUGUUUGAUUCUCAGAGAAACUGAACAUUCAACUUGAUUGAGACUAAAUGUAACUUAACGUUAAAUAAUGAAGUUUAAAGAAUGUGUUACCGUUCGACCUAAAGAGCUGUUUUAAACUUGAUAAUCAUAUGAUCCAAGAAAAAAAAAUAGUCUUACAGUUUUAGUUUAUGUCGUACAGUUCUGAGCAAAAAGUCUGAAUUAUGAGGAAAAAAAAUUCACAAUUACCUUUUUAAUUUUUAAGUCGUGGAAACUGCCUUUUUUGUCUUGUUAUAAAUAUUUACAUGUUUUUGGAUUAAGAUGCAUUUACUUGACAAGAAAAAUGUUUUAGAUAUUAUGUGCUGUUUUCUGAAAAAAUGCUUGUUUAAUUUAGCUAUUUUUAGAAAACAAGACAAAAGUAAAGGCCAAUUCCAGAAUAUGUUGAUAUUUAUUCUAGAAAACAAGAAAAAUCCAUGUUUGCGGUGAGUUCCGUCUGGACCCUAAAAACAGCACGACAUGUUCAUCACCUCUUCUGAUUGUGCUACAAUAAUUCAUAUUUUUACAGACUCAGUGAAGGGCAUGUAAACUUAUGACAACUGUACAUCACAGCGAUCUGAGCAGGCUGAAGUGUGUGUGUGUGUGUGUGUGUGUGUGUGUGUGUGUGUGAGAGAGACUGUGUGUGUGAGUGUGUGUGUGUGUUUGUGAGAGAGUGUCUGUGUGUGUGUGUGUGUGU